Messenger RNA from Peromyscus californicus insignis, 1791 nucleotides. It is a transcript of the gene Cd1d, whose product is annotated as CD1d molecule. The coding region runs from base 107 to 1132 and encodes 341 amino acids. Gene Ontology annotation, cellular component: external side of plasma membrane. Lineage: Eukaryota; Metazoa; Chordata; Mammalia; Rodentia; Cricetidae. Gene Ontology annotation, biological process: immune response; antigen processing and presentation, endogenous lipid antigen via MHC class Ib; antigen processing and presentation, exogenous lipid antigen via MHC class Ib. The transcript is spliced from 6 exons. Gene Ontology annotation, molecular function: lipopeptide binding; exogenous lipid antigen binding; endogenous lipid antigen binding. The record is from RefSeq and is a predicted model, not a curated record.
UUCCGGAUUUGGCGAGCACUGCGCCAAAAGCCCCAGAGCCUUUGUGCUCAGGGUGAAGAGAAAGACGCUGAAGUCGGAGCCUAGGGCAGUGCAGACCUCUCGCGCCAUGCGGUACCUACCGUGCCUGUUGCUUUGGGUGUUCUCGAGGGUCUGGGGACAAUCUGAAGGACAGCAAGAGAAUUUCCCCUUCCGCUGCCUGCAGAUCUCUUCCUUCGCCAACAGUAGCUGCUCACGCACGGAUGGCUUGGCCUGGCUGGGGGAUCUGCAAACGCACCGUUGGAGUAAUGACUCAGACACCAUCAGCUUCGUGAAGCCAUGGUCCCAGGGCAAAUUCAGUCACCAACAGUGGGAGAAGCUGCAGCGUUUAUUUCAAGUGUAUCGAACCAGCUUUACCAGGGACAUACAGGAAUUAGUCAAAAUGGUGUCUAUCCUACACUAUCCCAUUGAGGUCCAGUUGUCUGCUGGGUGUGAAGUGUACUCUGGGAACGCUUCGGAGAGCUUUCUCCAUGUAGCGUUUCAAGGAGAACAUGUGCUGAGUUUUCAGGGAACUUCCUUUCAGAAGGCCCCAGAGGCCCCACCUUGGAUGGAGUUGGUCAUUAGAGUGCUCAACGGUGAUCAAGGGACAAGAGAAACGAUUCAGCAGCUUCUGAAUGACACCUGCCCCCAGCUUGUCCGUGGUCUCCUAGAGGCAGGGAAGCCAGAACUGGAGAAGCAAGAGACGCCUGGGGCCUGGUUGUCCAAGGGCCUCAGUCCUAGACCUGGCCAUGAGCAGCUGCUAUGUCAUGUCUCUGGAUUCCACCCAAAGCCUGUGUGGGUGAUGUGGAUGAAGGGCAAGCAAGAGCAAAAGAGUACUCGGAGAGGUGACAUCCUGCCCAAUGCUGAUGGGACAUGGUAUCUCCGAGCAACCCUGGAUGUGGAAGCUGGAGAGGUAGCUGGCCUGGCCUGCUGGGUGAAACAUAGCAGUCUAAAAGGGCAGGUCAUGAUCCUCGACUGGGCAGGGGGCAGGCAAUUGUCUGCGGGUGCUAUCUUCGGGAUCACGGCAGGGGUACUGUUUCUUCUGUCCUGUCCUGUGCUCUACUGCGUCUGGAAGCACCGCCGCCGCCUCUGCCACUUCUAUCAAGACAUCCUGUAGCAGCUCUUCCUGACACCUGUCUCUCCUGAGACUCAGACCUUCCAGCUUCUAAGACGUUGGUCCUCGCCCGCUCAGGAACUGAAGAUGAAAGGGGAAAAAAACCUUGAAAAAGUGAAGAGCAACCAGCACACCCUUUCAACAUUGAUUUCAAAGAAAUGAACUUAUUUUUCAUUGUCUCGCAAGUUUAUAAGCCCAGGUGGUUUGGAACAAACACGACUACAAAUGCACCUACCUGCCGAGGAGAGCAAGCUGUGGGCAGUGUUUUAUGGGAUUUGAACUGAACCGGAAAGCACACAUCCUGCCCAAAUGGAUACUUCGGGGUUUGUUGGCAAAUGUCCAACGCCGACACGGCUGAACUCUGCAGUUUUCAAGAAAACUAGAAAUAUGGAUUUGAGGGUCGGGGGGUAACAUACAGAUCUUAAAAAGUAAACUCAAAUAUUUGCAAAUAUUGGCACUGUUUGAUAUCUUAGAUCCAUGCCUGCUGAAUGUGGAUCUAAUGAUAACCCAAGGGCUCCCACUUUGUGGCUCUUUUUUAAAAAAAAGUUUGUCCUAAAUGCCAUAGUGACAAUUUUAGAACAUAGUCUCUAUUGUAAAUAUGCAUUUAUGACUGAAGGGUGUAUUCUCUUUCAAAUAAAAUUAGGAGGUCUCUUGAGGUUCUA